UAGUAUACUGGGUAUACUGCUUGGUUGGGGUUUUUUUCCACCUUUCUGGUUGGCCCUCUUGGAUCAGAUGCUGUUACCUGUUUAAGGGAAGAAAUCUUGUUUAUUCAGUACAUGCAAUAGUUUGAUAGCAGUAUAACCUCUCUUUAGUGUCCUGUCAUUCCUGUGGAAGAGUGGUGAUGCCAAAAGCUUGUUCAGCACAGGCAGGGAGGGAUGCUGCAGCAGGAAUUUACUUAGGACCUACUCUGCCACCAUGGCUGUCCCAUAGGUGACCUCCAGUACUGCUUUUGGGACAUAACCCGCCCUGCCAUCUGGCCAGAAAUGUUCAGGUUCUUGAGAGCUGCUUUGAGGUUGGAUGGAGAAAGAGAGGGUGGGGUUCUCUGGCUGAGCUCGGGGAGGCGGGAGCAACACCAGAGGAGGAAGCGAAAGGGGAGGCGAGCGCCUGGAGGAUCCAGCUGGGGCCACGCUGCAGGGUCAUGGCUCAGCCCAGAGCCUGUCAGGAGCAGGAGGAUACAUUGCAUGAAGUCAAUCUCUCUACCCAGAGGCUGCGUGUGCUCCCUCCCUCAGUCCUGAGCAAUUCCACGCUGGAGAGCCUUGACCUUGACCGGAACAAGCUCAGGAGCAUCACUGGCAUUUCUAAGCUUUGCAACCUCAAGAAGCUGAUACUGUCCAAGAACGAGUUUGUGAACUUUCCCAAUGAAAUCCAGAGCUUGGUCUGUUUGGAGAGGCUUGAGCUGAAUCAGAACCAAAUCCGGAUCAUCCCAGAGGGGGUUUUCUCCCAUCUCCCCAGGCUGAAGCACCUGCGGCUGAACAACAACCGUCUCUGUGCCCUCCCCAGGGACCUGGCAGCUUGUGGGGGCAGCCUCCAGUACCUCAACAUCUCCAACAACCUGUUCCGGACCUUCCCGCAGCCUGUCCUGCAGCUGGCACACUUACAGGAGCUCCAUGUGCAGAAUAACGCCCUUCGCCAGCUCCCCAGGGAGCUCUUCCAGGGCCAGUCCCUGAAAAUGUUUAAGGCCAGUGGGAACCCUCUCCGGGAGCCGCCCAGUGAAGUGUGUGCUGGUGGCAUUCGGCAGAUCCGGAAUUACUUCAACCACCUUCAACAUGGUUUGGCGCAGGAGGACAAGAGGGUCAAAACCAUGUUCCUGGGGGCCUCGCUGGCAGGGAAAUCCACCAUCUGCAGAAGCCUGAAGCAAGGGCAAUCCAAACUAGUGCCCAAAGAAGACCGAACAGUUGGGAUAGAGAUCAGUGAGUUCCAGAUCGAGGACUUCACAUUUCUCUUCUGGGACUUUGCUGGCCAGCUGGAAUACUACAUGACUCACCAUGUGUUCAUCACCCCACAGGCACUCAUCAUCCUAGUCAUCAAUCUUCACAUGUACCAAACUAAUGAUAAAACUUUCAAGGAGCUCGUUGGUUUCUGGAUCAAUAACCUGUCCAUGCGAGUCCCAAACUCAGUGGUGCUUCCUGUGGGAACCCAUGUGGACUGCUGCCAGGAGCAGGAGGCAGCAGAGAAGACACAUGACAUCAUGGCCAGGAUCACAGCCAUGCUGGCAGAGAGAAAAAGCAACCUUGCUCACUUCAUCGACAACCUGGAGGGCAGUGAGGAGCCCAAGUUUUACGUGGACCAGUGGGAGAGGCUGAAGGAGAUGGAGAGCUGCACAUUAACUAUCUUAAACUUAGUUGCUGUCAACUGCACGGAUCACCGUGACAUCAGAGAGCUCGAGGCCACUAUUUUGAAGCAUGUGAAGAAUGAGGAGCUCUUCCCUGAGGUUGUCCGAGUGCUGCCGCCCAUCUACAGGCAGGUGGAAGCUGCCAUCGUGGAUAUUGCAGAGAGCGAGGAGACAGCAGAGCAUGGCAUGAUGGACCUCCAGUACCUACUCAGCAAACUCUCCCAGCGCAAGAACUUGGCCAGCCUGAGCAGAGAGCUCCUCCAGGACAUCUUGCGGUACCUCCACCGCGUCGGGCUCGUCGUGUGGUAUGAGGAAAUCAAGCACUUGGAAAGCACCGUCUUCCUCCAGCCUGCAUUUUUAAUAACGAUGUUCAAGCUCCUGGUGCGGCACCACCUAGUCCAGCAGCUCGAGAGCAUCUCUGUGGAGACGCUGAUCGGGGAGCACGCCACCAUCCGAGACAGGGCCAACUGGGUGUGGACCUUCAAGUCCAAGGCAAUGCUCUGCCACCAGGCUGUGAGGGCCUUGGUAAAGCACCAGCUCUGUUCAGAAGGCAUGUGGGAUGUCUUUGAGGAAAUCAUGGGACACAGGCCUCACAGAGGGAGAGGGAAGCUCUUCAGCCUUCUGCAGCACUUUGAGCUCUGCCUGGAGGUGAAGAACACCGAAGCACUCAACCCACAGGCCAGGGAGUUUGUGCCUGGGAAGCCGUGGGAGACAACACGGAGCCAAGGCAAGUCCUGGUACUUGUUCCCAACCUAUCUGAACCAGACAGAGGAAGUGUCUGAGGUCUGGGGAGGAGAUCACCCCGAGGACCUCCACGUCCGUGCCUACUUCUCACCCGAAAUACCUGAGGGCUUCUUCCAGAGGUUCCUGGUGAAAGCUUGCUCCUUCUAUUCCACACACUGGGUGGCCAAGGUGACCUGCCUGCUUGUAUGCAAUGGCAAACCUCUGCUGAUCAAAGAGAAUAACCAGAGGGCCUACAGCUACCUGGAGCUCCGCAGCAGAAAGCCAUCAGAAAGGACAGGGUUCCAGUUUGCCUGGGACUUCCUCGUGGCAGUUGUGCUCAUCAUCCAGAAGCUCGCUGAGGAGUGGCCGGGGCUGCACAUGUGUGUGAAGAGUCCCUGCCGGACAGACGGCUGUCCCGCAGAGCUCCUCUGGCCAGACAUGGAUGGCACAGGUGCCACGACAAAGGAAGAUGUUAAAACCUGCGGGACGUGCGGGCACCGUUUUGGUGCAGAGCUGCUCCUGCCCAAAGUACCCAGGCCACUGGAGGAGCCCCCGGCACAGCCCUCUGCUCACUAUUACAUGACAAGCUACGGGACCACCACCUUUGGGCCCAGCAGCAUCCAGGUCACUCAGCAGGUAAGGACACUGCUACCUCCCCCUGCCCAGGGACCAACAGUGAUGGUCAGGCUCCUGAAAUGAGGGGGUGCAGUUGCCUGCAGCCUGGGAAGGGCACACCCCAUCUUCAGGCAGCCCUCUGGUUUCCACACUCCUCCCUGAGCUACCACCCCCUCUGCCCCUCUGAGCUGGUGGUCUGGGUGUCUUGUGUUGUACUUACUCCCUUAUUUUUCCAGAACAUCUCCAGUGAGUAACUCUGGGCAGUGCUCAACGAAGAAUUACUUUUGUUUAGCCCAAGCCAAGCUUGUCCUCAACACGUUCUGCUUGCAAGUCAUGUUUGCAGCCUUAAUGCAUGGAAAUAAAUGCAUUGAUAAAUGCA
Messenger RNA from Serinus canaria (Common canary), 3384 nucleotides. Its product is annotated as malignant fibrous histiocytoma-amplified sequence 1-like. Lineage: Eukaryota; Metazoa; Chordata; Aves; Passeriformes; Fringillidae. Bases 474 to 3089 code for a protein of 871 amino acids. The transcript is spliced from 10 exons. Gene Ontology annotation, molecular function: protein binding. The record is from RefSeq and is a predicted model, not a curated record.